UGGGUGUGAGUGGUUAUUUUACGGGGACUGGCUUCCAGAACAUGAAAGGACCUGCUCCUGAACCGCCCUCGCCAAGUUUCAUUUUCCUGUUCGGCUUUACCGGAAUCGAAACUUAAUUCUGAGAUUGAAUCUCUGUCUGCUGGGAGUUCCUUUUCCAAGCGGCAGUGUAAGCAUUCCAGUCUGUUGCUUAAAACACAUCUCUUCAGUACAUCGUUGUACGUCUGCGAUCGAGUUUGGUUUUCACACUCGCUGUGUUUUUGUUUGAUAUGUAAAUUAAUUUGGGAGAGGCCGCGUUAAACCAUUGGUGAGAAUUUCCUUUGGUUCCUGCGUUAAGAAUUGAACGGAGUACAGGUUGAAUCUUCUACGGACACCCAGCAGGAUGUUUCAAAGGGCUUCAACUAGGCGUGGUGUCAUACCUCGGCUCACGACAGCUGAACAGAAACAAUUGUGUAAACUUCUUGGGAAAGUGAACUUCCAUUUACUUUACAAAGCAAGUGUUCAUGGAUUCCACAAAGACUAUCUCCACGCCAAAUGUAAAGACCAAGGAUCAACAUUAACUGUUGGGUACAAUGAGUCGGGUUUUGUUUUUGGAGGCUACAGGACGGAAAAUUUUGCUGUUGGGUCUGUAGUGGAUAACAAGGCUUUCCUUUUUCGACUGAAUACAAAUAUGGCAGGAGGAGAACCACUAAAGUUUCCUGUGAGACAAGGUGCUGUGGCAGUUUGUGAUAAUUUCAAAGAGGCUCCCAAUUUUGGAAACAGUCUUUUAUUUCAGCUGGAUUAUAGAAAAAUCACAGGCCAAUCCACUGGCUCCUACGAUGUUACAAACAAUGUCCUGUUUGGCAAUGAUGAAGAUCUCGUUGAAGUUGAGGUUUACCGGGUGGAAGAGAUAAGAGAUCCCUGGAGGAACAUAACUUGGACAACACAGAGAAAGCAAGAAUUGCUGAAAAUCAUCACGGACUAUAAGCCAUAUGUAAGCUCUGUGCGAAAGGCACGGGUUUUACUAAUUGGACCAGUUGGAGGAGGAAAGUCGAGUUUCAUCAACUCUGUCAAUUCGAUUUUCCGUGGUCAUGUCACCCAUCGGACUUUGGUUGGAAGUGGAGCGAGAAGCACAACAACAGUGUACACAACAUACUCCUUCAGAGGAAUCCAUGGCACAUCUCCCCCUCUGAUCCUUUGUGAUACAAUGGGACUUGCAGAAGACACUGAAGCAGGGAUGCACAGUGAUGAUAUUAUCAGCAUCAUCAAAGGAUAUGUUUAUAACAAGUAUAAGUUUAAUGUAGACUGCCCAUUCAAAGUUGGUGACAAUGCAUUAAAGACUAUUGAUGAGAAGGUACAUUGUGUUGCGUAUGUGAUUGAUGGGAGUAAAGCCACCAUACUGUCCAAUGAAAUGAAAAGGAAAAUUUGUGACAUUCGAUCAAGGAUUAAUGAAUUGGAGAUUCCACAGGUUGUCUUAUUAACAAAAGUGGAUGAAGAGUGCCCAAUGGUUGGGAAAGAUGUGGAAACUGUUUACCAGAGUGAUCUCAUUGAAAAGAAGGUGAUGGAGGUUGGGGAACAACUUGGUAUUGCAGUUUCAUACAUACUUCCUGUGAAAAAUUAUUGGUCAGAACUUGAGCUUCAAUAUGCUACAGAUAUUUUAAUACUAUCCGCUGUGGUACAGAUGUUACGUUUUGCAGAUGAUUAUUUUGAGAAUAUAGUUUAAUUUAUCUCCAAACUGUGACAUCAGUUUCUUAUGACUGUCUCCUUUGAAUCAUCGAGAUGAC
Molecule: messenger RNA, 1760 nt
Organism: Stegostoma tigrinum
Lineage: Eukaryota; Metazoa; Chordata; Chondrichthyes; Orectolobiformes; Stegostomatidae
Product: interferon-induced protein 44-like
Exons: 8
Coding region: 380-1699 (439 amino acids)
Molecular function (GO): GTP binding
Source: RefSeq, a predicted model, not a curated record